This is a messenger RNA of Rhizophagus irregularis DAOM 181602=DAOM 197198, 572 nucleotides long. The record is from RefSeq and is a predicted model, not a curated record. Lineage: Eukaryota; Fungi; Glomeromycota; Glomeromycetes; Glomerales; Glomeraceae.
AUUUAAUGUUUCCAUCGUCUUAAAAUUUUGCCUUUUCAUGAAAUUGUAAAAUGAGGUUUAAAUGUUUUUUGUCUGAAGACGAAAUUUCCAGUAAAUCAUAUAUCAUCGUUUUACAACCUGAAAGAAAUAAAUAUUUAAAGUGGGAAUUACCUUCUCCCCAAGCUACUGCGGACUUAAUCAAAUCAGAAAAUAUUAAACUACCUGUUAAAUCUUAUACCAUCUUUAAAUUGAAUUGUGCUUCUGCUAUUCGUGAAUCACAUAAUUUUAUUACGGAUACCAGGGAAGUGGAGAUCAUUAAAACAACUAUUGCUAUUUGGAACUGCGCAGAAGAAAAUAUUAAAGAGAAAUACAACCAGCUUAACAUGAAUCUCCGUGAUCUAGAAUCUCCAGCACACUCAGAACUUCCUGAAGUAACUCCUGAAGUGGUGGCUCAGGACUGUAAGAUUAAUUUAGUAUCCCCUAGCACUAAAUUAUCCCUUGAAUGGGCAGUAUCACCAAUACCACGAUCAACUGCAUUCCGUCCUAGACCACGUCCAUUUAUAUUGAGUAAAAUAAAUUUUGUUCUUAUUUGA